UCGUUGCGAUGCAGGAAUUACAGAAUGAUGAUGGUUGUUCGACUUAGGCCGAAAAUGGCAAGGUGUCCAAACAUUUUCUUGAAACAAAAAAAGACUGAAAAAAACCAGACGCCCUACUAAUUUCUUGACAGGCAAGCAAAUUUCUACUAAAUUGGGAAAAAAAGUUCAAAAAGGUAAGAACUGAAAUAGGAAAGGAAUAAAAUUUGAAACAUGAAAAACCCAGCAAUUCUUAUAUUUGUUUCCUAUUCAGCUGCAAUAUAUAUUCAGACUUACUCACGUCCCAUUAAUGAGCCUAAACCCUAAACUUGAAUUUUCCUUCUUUGACGACCAGUAUAAAAUAAAAUCAUAAUUGAGAAAACAAAAACAAAAGUAGGGUUUUACAAUGAGAGGCUCAACUUUUUUCAACAGAGCCUCUUCAGUUUUUCAUGACCACCCUAUUUUGUCCAAGCUUAUUAUCAUCUCCACAGUCAGUGGUGGUGGCUUGCUGGUUUUUUCAGAUGCAAGUCCAUUCCAGAGUUUAAUCACGGAUUCAUCUUGUGAAGAUGAAGUUAAGACAAAGAAAAAGAUGGUCGUACUUGGAACUGGUUGGGGUGGAACUAGUUUCUUGAAAAACCUGAAAAACUCAAAUUAUGAUGUUCAUGUCAUAUCCCCCAGAAACUAUUUCACAUUUACUCCUUUAUUACCUAGUGUUACUAAUGGAACGGUGGAAGCUCGGAGUAUUGUCGAACCAAUUCGCAAUAUUGUCAGGAAGAAACCUUAUAAUGUCGAAUUCAAGGAAGCUGAAUGCUACAAGAUUGAUCCGGCAAACAAGAAAGUUUACUGUCGAUCAUCGAAUUCCGGUGAGACUAAGGAGUUCACUUUGGAUUAUGAUGUGUUGGUGAUGGCAAUGGGAGCUCGUCCGAAUACUUUCAACACCCCUGGUGUUGAAGAACAUGCCCAUUUCUUGAAGGAAGUAGAAGAUGCUCAGAAGCUCCGUAGAUCAGUGAUAGAUUGUUACGAGCGCGCGAGCCUUCCGAGUGUAAGUGAAGAAGAGAGAAAGCAGAUAAUGCAUUUUGUAGUUGUUGGCGGUGGUCCAACAGGCGUGGAGUAUGCUGCAGAACUUCAUGACUUCGCUUUUGAAGAUUUAGCAAAUCUUUAUCCUUCACUAAAAAGCUACCUCAAAAUAACAUUGCUUGAAGCAGGCAAUCAAAUUCUAAACAUGUUUGACAAAAGAAUAAGUGAUUUUGCUAGAGAGAAAUUCGAAAAAGACGGGAUUCAUGUAAAGACAGGAUCGAUGGUUGUCAAAGUGUCGGAUAAGGAUAUUUCUAUCAAGGAAACACAAACUGGACAAACUGAUUCCAUAUCAUAUGGAAUGGUUCUCUGGUCCACUGGCAUAGCAACUCGCCCUGUAAUCGUAGAUUUCAUGAAGCAAAUCGGCCAGGCUAACAGGCGUGUAUUAGCAACUGACGAGUGGUUAAGGGUCGAAGGAUCAGAAGGAGUAUAUGCCCUUGGUGAUUGUGCCACCAUUAAUCAACGCAGGCUCAUGGAUGAUGUAGAAGCAAUUUUCAGCAAAGCUAACAAGAAUAAUACUGGUGCUUUAGAUAUAAAAGACUUGAAAGAAGUUGUUGGCCAAAUAUAUGAGAGGUACCCUCAGGUUAAGCUUCAUAUGGAAAAAAACCACUUGAAAAAUUUUGAUGCUAUGCUGAAGAAAGCUCAAGAGAAUGACAAGAAACAGAUAGACCUUGAAACUUUCAAGAAUGCUCUAUCUAAAGUGGAUUUUCAAGUUAAGAACCUUCCAGCAACAGCUCAGGUUGCUGCUCAGCAAGGCCAAUACCUUGCAAAAUGCUUCAACCAGAUGGAACGCUGUGAAACUUAUCCCGAGGGUCCUCUCAGAUUUCGAGGAUCGGGUCACCAUCGUUUUCAGCCCUUCAGGUACAAGUAUUCUGGACAAUUCGCUCCGUUAGGAGGAGAACAGACUGCUGCUCAGUUUUCGGGAGACUGGGUUUCUAUUGGUCAUGGUACUCAGUGUCUCUGGUACUCAGUUUACGCAAGCAAGCUCAUCAGCUGGCGAACCAAAGCGUUGGUGGUGUCUGACUGGUUUAGACGGUUCAUUUUUGGAAGAGAUUCAAGUCAAAUCUGAUCUUUUUUUGUUCUGAUAUAAGAAGAGUAAUGUUUUCAUUUCAUUAAACUAGUCUAUUUUGAUUGUAACUUUGUAAGGCUUUGGUUGAGGACUGAAAAUUGCAGAUUUUGUUUCCCUGCAACAUCAAGCAGUGCCUUUAACAAUAGUCAUAAGCGAAAUUUAUCUGCAUUAAAGACA
Molecule: messenger RNA, 2296 nt
Organism: Mercurialis annua (annual mercury)
Lineage: Eukaryota; Viridiplantae; Streptophyta; Magnoliopsida; Malpighiales; Euphorbiaceae
Product: external alternative NAD(P)H-ubiquinone oxidoreductase B4, mitochondrial-like
Exons: 10
Coding region: 383-2119 (578 amino acids)
Molecular function (GO): calcium ion binding; NADH dehydrogenase activity
Source: RefSeq, a predicted model, not a curated record